Messenger RNA from Brenthis ino (lesser marbled fritillary), 1713 nucleotides. The record is from the annotation of a GenBank genome assembly. Lineage: Eukaryota; Metazoa; Arthropoda; Insecta; Lepidoptera; Nymphalidae.
AUGGAGCCUCUAUUAAAUAAUGGCAUAUGCCGGUGUUGUGCGUCGGAAGGCAGUUUUAAAGACUUUCUAACAUCGUAUCAUUGGAUGGGCGAGGAAGAAAUUUACGCCGACAUGUUAAAAGAUUGUUUUUCUAUUACGUUAACCACGUCUGAUGAAGUCAGCAAUGGAGGAAUAUGUGAAGUUUGCAUCACACAGUUGCGGAAUGCAUGCAAUUUCAAGCGUCAAGUGCAACAGACUGAAGAGCAGUUCAAAAGACGACUGCAAGAUAUUCUACUUAAAUCGAACCCAAUAAAAAUAGAGCCCGCGCGAGAUGAUGGCGACAUGUCCGAUAAUACUUUGUCGGAAGAUUUCUCUGCAAAUGAUUACGAAGUGCCCAUAAAAGUUGAGAAAUUGGACGACAAGCCAAAGAAACGUCAAGCCAAAGCGUCCACGUCCAGAGCGAAGAAGGCAAAGACUACCGAUGGAGAGCCGUCGGCUAAACGAACGGACGGCGAGCCCAAGCGCAGGAAAAAGAAAAAGAAAUCAGAUGUUAGUGCCACGCCAGAGAGAAUAGAGCACAGAGUAAAUCUCUCCGCCAUACUACAAUACUCCAAUGCCAGCCCCUUCCGAGAUAAGACGAUGCGAGGUUUCUCAUGUCUCUACUGUGCGAAAUAUUUUAAAACUAUCGACGAACUACGGAUACACACUGCCCAGCAAAGUGAGAAGGAUAAAAUUAACUCGAUGCUAGACUACAAAUUGAGCUACAAUCCCAUCAAGUUGGACAUAACAGAUUUAAGAUGCACAGUGUGCAACACUAACAUGAAAGAUCUGAACGAGCUGAAGGAACAUUUGGUCACCGCUCACAAUAAAACGAUACAUAAAAAUAUUAAAGAUAUCAUUUUGCCGUUCAAAUUGGAUGAUGGGCAUAAUUUUACGUGUGUUGUUUGCUCGGUUGUUCAUAUUUCGUUCAAAAAUCUUUAUCUACACAUGAGCAGUCACUAUCGUAAUUACUGCUGUAAGAAAUGUGGCGCCGGCUACAUCACUAUCGCGGCGUUGAGGAAACACGGAAAGACCCACUAUCAGGGGCACUUUCCAUGCGAUUAUUGCGACAAAUCGUACACUUCUCUCACCAAGAAAAGGAAUCACGAAAAGGGAGUGCACACUGGAGGAUGGUUGAGGAACAAAUGUCCCCAUUGUCCGGAGAUAUUUGUCAGCUACUACGAAAGAAGCGAGCAUUUGGUGAAAGUCCACAAUGAAACGCCCGUUCUGUAUCCGUGUAACGCAUGCAAUAAGACGUACAAAAAGAGAUUCGAAUUGAGCCGCCAUAUAAAACACCAUCAUUUGCAGCAAAGGAGUUAUUUAUGUGAUAAGUGUCACGCGAAAUUCUUUUCCAAGCGUGGUCUGGUCGACCAUAUGACCAGGCAUACCGGGGCAGAAGUUUGCGCGUGUGAUGUUUGCGGUAAGUCCUUCUCAAGGACUCGGACUCUAAAAGAGCAUAUGAAGGUGCAUGAGGAUGAUAAACGGUUUCAAUGCGAAGUCUGCAAAAAGACGUUUAUGCAGAAGAGCAGCCUCAAAAGUCAUAUACGUCUCCAUCAAGACGAUUUGGACAUUUUCAAAGAGUUUGAUGACGUCAAGCAUUUGAUAGAUAACAGAGAAAUGACCUUGAAGCAAAUAGCUGCUGAAAACAAGAAGAAGGCGCAAAUGGAGAAGUUAAAAGAUGAUUUUGUUAAUAUA